AUGCGCAUGGGUUCCAUUUCCAAAAUCCAAACUUUCUUCCUAAGAGCAGCAAAUCACAAACACCCUUCUUCUUUCCGUCCUGGAUUUUGCUUCAAGCACACUAUACGAAUGGCUCGUUCUUCUCUAGACGAGAUGUCAGCUUCCGGUGCAUUUGUUAGAACUCCUUCAACCUUCCGCAAUUUGAUCUCACGAGAUCCAAACUCACCUUUUCCCGCAGAAGCUGGAAGGUAUCACCUUUACGUAUCAUAUGCUUGCCCAUGGGCAUCAAGGUGCACUGCUUACAUAAAAAUCAAAGGACUGGACAAAGUCAUUAGUUAUACUGUAAGUAAUUCUAUUUGUUUUUACAAAUUUAAAGUCAUUAUCAAGAUUGAAAUUGAAAUAAUUUCUCGAAUGCAUCAGUCUGUCAAACCCAAGUGGGAAAGGACAAAGGAGGACACUGAUGAACACAUGGGAUGGGUUUUCCCAGCCUCAAAUACCGAAGAAGCAGGUGCAGAUCCCGAUCCUUUCAAUGGAGCUCGAAGUGUCAGAGAACUUUAUGAGUUUGCAAGCUCUAACUAUUCUGGCAAAUACACAGUUCCUGUUCUUUGGGAUAAGAAACUGAACACCAUUGUCAAUAAUGAGAGUUCAGAGAUAAUCAGGAUGUUGAACACGGAGUUCAACGAUCUAGCUGAGAACCCAGCAUUGGACCUCUACCCUUCCCACUUGCAAGCUCAAAUAAAUGAGAUAAAUGAGUGGAUAUAUGAUGAUAUUAACAAUGGUGUUUAUAAGUGUGGAUUUGCUAAGAAGCAAGAACCUUAUGAUGCGGCUGUCAAGAAAUUAUAUGAAUCUUUGGACAAAUGUGAGGAAAUUCUCAGCAAGCAACGGUACCUUUGUGGUGAAACAAUAACUGAAGCAGAUAUUCGGCUGUUUGUCACCCUUAUAAGGUUUGAUGAGGUUUAUGCAGUUCACUUCAAGUGCAACAAGAAGUUAUUGCGCGAGUACCCAAAUCUUUUCAACUACACCAAAGACAUUUUCCAAAUUCCAGGGAUGAGUAGCACUGUUAACAUGGAACACAUCAAGAAGCAUUACUAUGGCAGCCAUCCUUCCAUCAAUCCAUUCGGGAUCAUUCCCCAAGGGGUAGUAGAUGUUGUGUUCUGCAGCUGCUUUGGUUAUUUUGAUGAUCCCAUGGCUGUUGUGAAGUUACAGAAACAGAAGCCCGUUUACCUAUGUCUCCUGCAGAUUUCCAACAAGCAUACGCUACAAGUUGCAGGCAUGAAUAAAGGAGAGAUAUCAGCAUCAGGUGCAUUUGUCAGAACUGCUUCAACUUUCCGCAAUUUCAUCUCGCGGGAUCCAAACUCCGAUUUCCCUGCAGAAGCAGGGAGAUAUCACCUAUACAUCUCAUAUGGUUGUCCCUGGGCAUCUAGAUGCCUGGCAGGCUUAUAUAUCAAAGGGCUGGACAAAAUUAUUAGCUUCAAUUCUGUGAAAUCUGCAUGGGGGAGGACCAAAGAUACUGAUGAUCACAUGGGAUGGAUUUUUCCUGACACAAGUACCGAGCAAGAUGGCGCAACUCCUGAUCCUUGGAAUGAGGCAAAAAGCAUCAGAGAAUUGUAUGACAUUGCAAGCGCGAACUACUCAGGAAAAUAUACCGUUCCUGUUCUGUGGGAUAAGAAACUAAAGACUAUUGUGAAUAAUGAGAGUUCGGAGAUACUACGAAUGCUGAAUGCAGAGUUCAAUGAUCUAGCAGAGAAUCCAGGACUAGACCUCUACCCAUCCCAUUUGCAAGCUACAAUAGAUGAGCUAAACGAGUGGAUAUACGAUGAUAUAAAUAAUGGAGUAUAUAAAUGUGGAUUUGCCAGGAAGCAAGAAGCUUAUGAUGAGGCUGUGAACAGAUUAUUCGAUGCUCUGGACAAAUGUGAGGAGAUUCUCAGCAAGCAGAGAUAUCUGUGUGGAGGGACUCUGACUGAAGCAGAUAUUCGAAUGUUUGUUACCCUUAUAAGGUUUGAUGAGGCGUACGCGAUUCACUUCAAGUGCAACAAGAAGUGUUUGCGGGAGUAUCUGAAUCUUUUCAAUUACACCAAGGAUAUAUUCCAGAUACCUGGGAUGAGUAGUUCAGUCAACAUGGAACACAUCAAAAAGGGUUAUGGAUCUCUUCCUCUAAUCAAUCCCUCAGGUAUCCUCCCCAUCGUUCCAAAUAUCGACUACUCCUCUCCACAUGACCGGGCUAGAUUCUCCGUGUACGAUCAGCUUCUUGUUCAGUGCUCUUAG
Messenger RNA from Oldenlandia corymbosa var. corymbosa, 2244 nucleotides. The record is from the annotation of a GenBank genome assembly. Lineage: Eukaryota; Viridiplantae; Streptophyta; Magnoliopsida; Gentianales; Rubiaceae.